This is a messenger RNA of Rhinopithecus roxellana (golden snub-nosed monkey), 2800 nucleotides long. RefSeq names its product zinc finger protein 879 (gene ZNF879). The coding region runs from base 490 to 2055 and encodes 521 amino acids. Gene Ontology annotation, cellular component: nucleus. NCBI's taxonomy places the organism in Eukaryota, Metazoa, Chordata, Mammalia, Primates, Cercopithecidae. The record is from RefSeq and is a predicted model, not a curated record. The transcript has 4 exons. Gene Ontology annotation, biological process: central nervous system development; regulation of transcription by RNA polymerase II. Gene Ontology annotation, molecular function: RNA polymerase II cis-regulatory region sequence-specific DNA binding; DNA-binding transcription factor activity, RNA polymerase II-specific.
CAGCCAAGAAGAUGACUCUCAAGAAAAGAAGGGGAGGUGGUCCUAGUUCAGAGCAGUGACAUGCCAUCCAGUGAAGGAGGAGAGAGGUAGAACAGGAGCCUCGGGGAUGGAGAGGGAGACUCUUGACCAUAGCCUUCUCCUCUGGCCUGAAAGGUGAUACAGCCCACCACCUGGGACCUCUCCUGACACAACCAUGCCUGGAACAUUUUCAUAGCCUUCCCUGUUGUGAAUGUCAGUGUCCCCUUUCCCAGGACUCAGAGAUGGCCCAAGUUGAGGCAGAACUAGGACUCAGUGACCGCCUUUCCAGGCAAACCUGGUGGCAUUCCACCUAUACCUCCCUCAGUGAAUGUGCUGGUGCCUCCUUCCGAAACCUGACUGUCAGGUGUCGCCUGUAAGGAGUCUGUGACAUUCAGGGAUGUGGCCGUGUUCUUCAGCCAGGACGAGUGGUUGCACCUGGAUUCUGCCCAGAGAGCCUUGUACCGAGAGGUGAUGCUGGAGAACUACAGCAGCCUGGUCUCACUGGGGAUUCUCUUUUCCAAGCCAAAGGUCAUCUCCCAGUUGGAGCAAGGGGAAGACCCAUGGAUGGUGGAGAGUGGAGUUCCCCAAGGCACACAUCUAGGAUGGGAAAGCUUGUUUGAAACCAUAAUUUCUAAAGAAGAAAAUCAGGAAGUCAUGAAAAAACUCAUAAUUGAUGGUGCAUUUGACUUCAAGUUGGAGAAAACCUACAUAAAUGAAGAUAAGUUAGAGAAGCAACAAGGCAAAAAGAACAAACUUUUCAGGAAAGUGUUAGUUACCAUCAAAAAAGUCUACAUGAAGGAGAGGAGCUUUAAAGGUACUGAAUUUGCGAAGAACCUUGGUCUAAAAUCAUCACUUAUUAGAAAACCCAGAAUAGUUUCCAGAGGAAGGAGACCCCGUUCACAGCAGUAUUCAGUUCUCUUUAAACAACUGGGGAUCAACACAGUGCGUAAAUGUUAUAAAUGUAAUAUCUGUGGGAAAAUCUUCCUCCACAGUUCCUCCCUGAGUAAACACCAGAGAAUCCACACAGGAGAGAAGCUCUAUAAAUGUAAGGAAUGUAGGAAAGCCUUCAGCCAAAGCUCAUCCCUAACUCAGCACUUGAGGGUUCAUACAGGAGAGAAACCUUAUAUAUGUAGUGAAUGUGGAAAAGCCUUCAGUUUCACCACAUCUCUUAUUGGACACCAGAGAAUGCAUACUGGAGAGAGACCUUAUAAAUGCAAGGAAUGUGGAAAAACAUUUAAAGGUAGUUCAUCUCUGAAUAAUCACCAGCGAAUUCACACAGGAGAGAAGCCCUAUAAGUGUAAUGAAUGUGGGAGGGCCUUCAGUCAGUGCUCAUCUCUCAUUCAGCACCACAGAAUUCAUACUGGGGAGAAACCGUAUGAAUGUACUCAGUGUGGGAAAGCCUUCACUUCAAUUUCGCGGCUAAGUAGGCACCAUCGAAUUCAUACUGGAGAGAAACCCUUUCAUUGUAAUGAGUGUGGAAAAGUAUUCAGCUAUCACUCAGCCCUUAUCAUACAUCAGAGAAUUCACACUGGUGAGAAACCAUAUGCUUGCAAAGAAUGUGGGAAAGCCUUCAGCCAAAGCUCAGCUCUCAUACAACAUCAAAGAAUUCACACUGGAGAAAAACCCUACAAAUGUAACGAAUGUGGGAAAGCCUUCUCUUGGAUUUCACGGCUUAAUAUACAUCACAGAAUUCACACUGGAGAGAAACCAUAUAAUUGUAAGGAAUGUGGAAAAGCCUUCAGUUCCCACUCAGGUGUUAAUACUCAUCGAAAAAUUCAUACUGGAGAAAAACCUUAUAAAUGUAAUGACUGUGAGAAAGCAUUCAACCAAAGCUCAGCUCUCAUUCAGCACCAGAGAAUUCAUACUGGAGAGAAACCAUAUAACUGCAAAGUGUGUGGGAAAGCCUUCAGACAGAGUUCAUCCCUCAUGACACACAUGAGAAUUCAUACGGGGGAAAAACCUUAUAAAUGUAAAGAAUGUGGGAAGGCUUUUAGUCAGAGCUCAUCUCUUACUAAUCAUCAGAGGACUCAUAAUUGAGAAAAACUGCAUAAAUGCAUGUGGGAACUGAAGUUUGUUCUAUGCUGAAUUUCAAAAAAUUCAUUGUGGGAAGAAAGUGAUGAAGAGUAGUUAAUCAUGGGUAAAACUUCAGAGUUAGACCUCAUCAAACAUCGGAGACUUCAUGAUGCAGGGUAACCUUGGGAAUGCUAGAAAAGCUUCUGUAAAACGUUUAUUCAUAUGUUCUUAAGUUAUGAUCAUGAAAUUGAGAAGUUUUAAGAUUGCAGGGUUAGUAUUUUAUUUUCUAGUGAUGUAUGAUAACAGCUACAAGUUUCAUGAGCAUCACUGGGAAACCUGCUGUUUAUGUGAAGUACAGCCAUAAAAUCCAGACUUCAGAUAAAUCUAGGAAUCUAUUUUUUGAAAUGAUUAUGCAAGCCAAUGGUACUACAAAGAAUGUUUUGGAAAAGAAAUAUGUACAGGUGACCCAUAGCUACCUCACUGUCACUAAAAUGUUUUUUAAUAGUCUUAAAGCAGAUUCUGUACUUCAUGAUUAAGACUUUGAAUUGUUUCUCUGCUUUCUAAGCCAUUUACCGGAGAAGAAAAUCACUCCAUAAACUAUGCAGACAUACUAUCUUUGAGUUUUCUUCCUGACUACUUGUUCCAAACUCUGAGUCAGAUCUAAAGUCACUUUAAGUCACAGAGUGCAUGGUGUUUCACUUGUUUUUCUCAUUAAAAGUGAUUACCUUUGCUGUAUUAAAUUGCUAAGUGAAGGUCAUUCAGACAACCA